UGGUAACAAACGAGAGCACAUUUCUAAUGGGUGGGGGGAAUGGAGGAAAGAGGGUGUCGAUUGACUUACUCACGACUACCUACGCUAAGAUUAAAACUAAACUAUUCACCCGUCACCCAUAUUCGAAGUAUUCUUUCCUAUCGUAACCAUAGUACCCACCACGACGAGAGACAAGAAUCUAGAGGAGUUCUCCUGAAAGCCGCCCUAUACUUGCCUUUGAUCACGUUAAGGCAGUGCGAGUACAGUUGAGCACGUCACUUGAUCACUGCAUAAUCUAACGAAACCUAAUUAUUUAUAUACGCUUGUAUAUAUAUAUAUAUACAAAAAAAAAAAAGGAAAAGAAAAUCUUGCCUAAUAGUUUUACAGGAAGAACAUAUCCUGUCUGGAAAUUACUACAAAAUCAAAAAUUUCAAAUAUUAAAUCUUAGAAAAACUGGCUUUUAAUCAAAGAUAAGAUCCUGUUUACAUAAACUUUAAUGUUUUUAAUAACUUGCAAAUAAAAUGAGUUUUUGCUGGGAUUGAUAUAACUUUUGUUUGAUCCAGUUUGGAUUCCACUGCAUGCUUUUAAUAAAGAAAUGUUAUAAAAUGAGCUGUAAGAUGGAUUCCGAAAUUUUAAAAUUUACAUCGACUCUAAAUAUAUUUUAAAUAAAGCUGUCUAUUAUAAUUUUUCCCCCUUCAAUAUAUUACUCAAAUCAGUAUCUUUUGGUUUCACUUCUGAUAAAUAAUACAGAAAUUUGAUGGCAAUGCACAGAACGACAACCAAUCAGAGACACCAUCCAUAUGCAAGGUCAUCUAAAGAAAACAAUAGCAAAAAUUGCCAGGGUGAAAACGAUCGAAGAAUUGGUGAGACAGGCAUAGCCACUAAUGCUGAAAAUUGCAUAAUUUGCUUGGAAUCUGAGUUAGUCAGUGAUAUGUAUGCACUACCUUGUUCGCACUCUUUUCAUUCUAGUUGUAUUUUUAAAUGGUUUAAGAGGAAAUUGUCUUGUCCCAUUUGUCGCUUGAAACUCAACAAUAAUUUUGAACCGAAACUCAGAAAUCAGUUGUUUGAAGAACACAAUGAAUUCGAAGAGCACACCAACAUUGCAAAUUUUAUUCCGCUUGACAGUGAAUCCGACGAGGAAUCGUCUGACGAACUGUUGGAAUCCGACGAGGAAUCGUCUGACGAACUGUUGGAAUCCGACGAGGAAUCACCAGGCGAACUAAUGGAAUCCGACGAAGAAUUGUUUGACGAAUUACAGGAUUCCGAUGAAGAAUCGUUUGACGAAUUACAGGAUUCCGAUGAAGAAUCGUUUGACGAACUAUGGGAUUCCGACAUUGAUUCUGACGAGAGCGAAUCUGACGACGAUGAAUCUGAUGCUUAUUAGAAUCAUGAAGAAAACUACGAUUUAUUCAACUUUCAUGAUGAAUAUGUUGACUGAAUUAAUCUUCAAUAGUCCUUUGGAGUCAAAGAUGGCUUCAUAACUUACUUCAUUAGAAAAAUACAUUUUAACACUUAAAAAAAGAGGAAAUUUUCUUUAAUGAACA
Molecule: messenger RNA, 1523 nt
Organism: Parasteatoda tepidariorum (common house spider)
Lineage: Eukaryota; Metazoa; Arthropoda; Arachnida; Araneae; Theridiidae
Source: RefSeq, a predicted model, not a curated record